AUAAUGAAGGACCGGCAUCAGCUAAAGUUCAGGAUGUAGAUAUGACAGAGGCAGUGGAAGGUGAAAGCGAAGAAACCUCUAAUCUAACAGAAGAGGUAAGAAAAUUAUCUGUAGACGAUGGUAGAGCUAUCUCCCAAAGUAAAACGAAAUCUAUGGAAUCUGAAAAAGUGCAAUGUUUAAUAAAAGAACUGUCUAUGUCUCACAAACCAAUUGAUGAUAAUGAUAGUGAAAAUAAAACCAGGAAAUCAAAACCAAAAACUUUACUCCAGUUAUAUUAUAAUGCAAGCCGGGCAGAAAAAUAUGUAACUCGGCCUACCAAGAAGAAAUUAGGUGUUGGUACCUGUUUGCUGAAAAAUUUGAAGAAAGGGUUAAAGAAAUUAAAAAUGAUAAUAGUUAGAUUUAAUGAUCAACAAGCUAGAGCAAAAACUAGAAAUAUUUAUAAGUUGUUUGGUGAAAGUUAUGACCCUGAAACCAAAACA
Molecule: messenger RNA, 479 nt
Organism: Racocetra persica
Lineage: Eukaryota; Fungi; Glomeromycota; Glomeromycetes; Diversisporales; Gigasporaceae
Source: the annotation of a GenBank genome assembly